Sclerotinia sclerotiorum 1980 UF-70 is the source of this 603-nucleotide messenger RNA. RefSeq lists its product as hypothetical. The transcript has a single exon. Lineage: Eukaryota; Fungi; Ascomycota; Leotiomycetes; Helotiales; Sclerotiniaceae. Gene Ontology annotation, molecular function: DNA binding. Bases 1 to 603 code for a protein of 200 amino acids. Gene Ontology annotation, cellular component: nucleus. The record is from RefSeq and is a predicted model, not a curated record.
AUGGCUCAAAUUCUUUCAAACGCAGAAGAAAAUACUCUUGUACGAUGGAUUUCACGACUUACUAUCACUGGAUUCCCUGCUACACCUAUGUUGGUGAAGGAAAUGGCCGACGAAAUUCGUCUUCGACGCGUUCAGGUCGCGUCAUCUCGAAUUCCUACCUCGACAGAAAUUCCACCUAUAGGCCACGAAUGGAUCUAUAGAUUCCAAAAACGACAUCCAGAACUUAAAACAUACUAUUCAUAUCAAUUAGAGUCUAAUCGGACUAAAGAGACAACUCCAGAGAAUAUUCAGGCUUGGUUUGAUACAUUUCGUAUAUAUCUCAUUAAACGAAAGUAUGAAUUAGAUGAUAUGUAUAAUAUAGACGAAACCGGAUUUGGAAUUGGAAAUACUCAAAGUACGUGUAUUAUAGUCGAUUCUACUCAGAAAUCGAAUUGGAAAGUUACAGCUGGCAAGCAAGAAUGGAUAACUGUAUUUGAAUAUGUCAAUACAAUUGGAAAGGCUCUAUUAUCUAUAAUCAUUUUCAAGGCUCAGAGUACGAAUUCUACAUGGAUUCCAAAGGACAUGUCUCAAAGCUGGCAGUUUUCUACGAGUACGAAUGGAUAG